AUGGUACUUUGGCCAAGUUUAUGGUCUGUUAACUUGAUGCAAUCAAACAUAGAGGAGCCAUUAAACAGGCAGCCGGAAAUUCCUGAACAAACUACUAACCAAUGUACGGAAAGUAUGAUAUCAAAUAGUGAAAAAUGUACACCAUUCUUAGUAUCAUCACCAUUAUCAACAUCAUCAUCACCAACUACUUCUAAUUUUCAAAAGAAAUUUGAAAUUCAAGAAGGACCAAACCAGAAAAGCAGCUGUUCUGAACCAGACAAAUUUGAGAACGGAAAAUGUUCUUCAUCUAAUAAGCCUACUGAACUAUUGCAAGAUAUCCAUGAAUCUGUACCUAGCUGCGUGUUUUUAUUACGUUCACAUCCCGUUCUUGGUUUGUUACCGCAUGAAAUUGCUUCCAGAGUGGAUAGUUAUAAAGCUUCUAAAAUGUGUCAUAUAUGCUUAAAAGAAUUCACCGAUGAAAUGACAGUACUCCAUCAUCAAGUUGAAGCGCAUAGUCUUGAAGAUGUUUAAAAUAUAUGUACGACAG
Molecule: messenger RNA, 526 nt
Organism: Heterobilharzia americana
Lineage: Eukaryota; Metazoa; Platyhelminthes; Trematoda; Strigeidida; Schistosomatidae
Source: the annotation of a GenBank genome assembly